UGCAAAGGGAGGAGCAGUGGCUGCUGCUCUAGUUUAAAUUAAUGUCAACCUGCCUCCUCGCCGGGAGAACAAACCCAGCGCACAUAGCGAAAGUACGUGCUCAGCGCAACCUGCAAGCCGCUGUCCAGACUUUUAACAUGACUCGGCGGCCGAGAAACAGUGUUUACAGUAGUGAGGAGGAUGAGGAGGAGACCGAGAUGUAUGAACAUGAUUAUGAUGGGUCAAUGGCCAAGACGGGGAAACGACACCUUGGCAAAACACGCUGGACUCGAGAAGAGGAUGAGAAGUUGAAAAAGCUCGUUGAACAUCACGGGUCAGAAGACUGGAAAGUCAUCGCAAGCCUACUAACUAAUCGUACAGAUGUGCAGUGCCAACACAGGUGGCAGAAAGUUCUCAACCCAGAACUCAUUAAAGGACCCUGGACCAAAGAGGAGGACCAGAGGGUGAUUGAGCUGGUCCAGAAGUAUGGAGCCAAGCGCUGGUCAGUGAUUGCCAAGCACCUCAAGGGGCGAAUCGGCAAGCAGUGCCGCGAGCGCUGGCACAACCACCUGAACCCGGAGGUGAAGAAGACAUCGUGGACCGAGGAGGAGGACAGAAUCAUCUACCAGGCGCAUGAGAAGCUGGGCAACCGCUGGGCAGAGAUCGCUAAGCUGCUCCCUGGCAGGACUGACAACGCUAUAAAGAACCACUGGAACUCCACCAUGAGGCGGAAGGUGGAACAGGAGGGCUACCUUCAGAACACGUCAAAGAGCAGCAACUCCUCGUUGUCCAUCAGCCACGGCUACGUCAAGAACCCCAAUCACAUCAUGGGCUUCUCUCACCACUCGCCCAGCCACGCACAGCUGCCUCCCCUGUCACCACUCAACUACACCUACAUAUCUGACACACACAGAGUGCCCUUCCCCAUGGCCCUGCAUUUGAACAUCCUGAACAUCCCCCAGCAUGGAACCGCUGCUAUACAGAGACACUAUAAUGAGGAGGACCCUGAGAAGGAGCAGAGGGUGAAAGAGAUCGAACUGCUUCUCAUGUCAACAGAAAACGAGCUGAGAGGCCAGCCAUCACUACCAAUGAAUCUGCCCUAUUCAGGCUGGGUCAGCCAGAGCGCCCUGACCAACGGCUCGGACGGCGUGGCUGUGUCUUUACCUCACCACCAGGCAGCUGCUCCAGCCCUGCCGCUCGGCCAGAGCUGCCUCCCCGAGGAAAGCGCCUCCGCGACACGCGCCCACAGCAACAACGGCACCAACAAUAACAACAACAACAACAGCAACAGCCACCAGAGCGGCUCGACGUUCUCAAAUAACACGGAGUUCAUGGAAUCUGUCAUCGAUUCUUUUCUCAACCAGUCGAUGAGCCCCGAACACUCCGACAGCGACAGUUUGCCAAUGAGCUCGCCCGUGGACUCCAAGCCCCUGAUCGACCACUCUAUCCAGCCUCAGAAAGAGAAUGAAAUGUUCCGAACUCCAAACAUCCGUCGAUCGAUCCUGGAGUCGACUCCUCACACUCCCACACCUUUCAGAUCAACACUGGCCCAUCCUGACGCCAAGUAUGGGCCUCUCAAAAUGCUGAACACAAUGGAGCAGCAGAUGAUUGAGACCAUCAAGCAGGAGCCCAUGGAUUGUGCCAUCGAGCAGCCUCCUCUUAAGAAGAUAAAACAAGAGGUGGAGUCCCCAUGUGAGAGGAGCCCCUGCAUGCAGUGGGAAGGACAAGAACUUCACACACAGCUCUUCUCUCCUAAUGGCCCCGCACAGGAAGUCCCUGACCUACUUACAAGCUCGUUACUGAGUGAAGACGGACACAAAUCCUACCACCUCUCUCACAGAGGCAUGAACAGCCCACUACAGCAGCAGCUCAGUUCCUGGGAGCAGGUGACCUGCGCAAAAACAGAGGAGCACAUCUUGGCCUCGGAGCAGAGCCACAAGUACAACACUUACCCCACGAGGACACUGGUCAUGUAGACAGAGACGCACGUUGAUCUGGAGACAUCAGCACUCCGUGCGCCGGACACAGCUUCGCGGGCUUCAUAUUUGUUGUGGUACAACAGUUGGGAGAGGCUUUAUGCCACCGGUGUUUUUACACUCACACUUGUUGGAUUUCAACCAACCAAAGACUAUCGUUGUUUUCGUUUUGAAUUGAAAAUCUUUUUACAUAGCCUUUUGCUUCGGGUUUUUACAAAUGUACACCUAAUCUCUUUUUUUGGUCUUGUGUGUAUAUUAUUAUCAAUGUUGUAUUAUAAAUGGGAAACGGUGACUAUGUUUGCAUUGGGCUGUAUUAUUAAUAACGAAUUUUGAUAUUAAUAUAAAGAACAAGUUGAUUAAUUUAUUUGUUUUUUUAUAUAAAGACUUUGUUGUUGUUGUUUUACAAUUGGCCAAUUUACCAGUGUUGUAAUUAUAAGUAUUUAAGCCCUGUUAGCAUUAUUAUAUAUCCAAAGGCAUAUUAAUGAUUUCAAAACUGACCUCUGUAUUUCACACAUGAAACUCUUUUUCUAUUUUGUUAUCUUUUUUUUUUCUUUAUUUUACUUUUUUUUUUCUUUUUAAGGAUGUAAUGGGUCUACUGAGAAUUUCAAGUGUUUGGUCUGUGUCUUCUCAUGUAAACACUGAUCAAGAGCUACUGUUCUCGCUUCACUAUUCAACUAUCGCGUUUUACACGACAGAAGGGGCCAACCUUAUUAGUAUUACCUGAUCGCAACAUUAUUGGCACAUGUAGUGUCCAACAAAAAAAAACAAUCUAGUUUUCAUUUCAACUUUUGGUUUACUGCUGGCCUUCACAGUAUCCUGUAUCGGGAAAGCAUUCCAUGAACAAAGGCGUUUGUUAAAAGUUAAACAUUAUAUGUAGAGUAUAUUUUUAAAAAAAGAAUUUAAACAAGCUUCUAUGUUUGAGACCACGAGCUUCACCCAGUAAGAGUAAGACCAAGCUGCACUUGAAUUUUAUAUUUGCGACAGAAUAGUGAGAGUAAUAAACACUGAUAUUUUAUAUUAUGCUACAGACAAAAGCCCAGUAAAAACUUUUGUAACAUUUUCUUAAAGCAUUUCUUUGAAUGGAUUUGUAUUUUGUAAAGCAAUCAGCAUUUUGUUUUCUUACUAAGACUGCAGUAGCCCAUGUCAAACACUUAGCAGACAACCCUUUUUUAUGUUUGAAUGCUUUUUUUUACUAGCUUCUGUGUAAGAACUUUUUUUUACCAACGCAUUUAUAUGCCAAGUUUUCAUGUUUUUUUAUACUUUUCUAUACUGCCUAGUAAAUAAAGUGUGCUGUUUUUAUUA
Molecule: messenger RNA, 3257 nt
Organism: Mugil cephalus (flathead mullet)
Lineage: Eukaryota; Metazoa; Chordata; Actinopteri; Mugiliformes; Mugilidae
Gene: myb
Product: v-myb avian myeloblastosis viral oncogene homolog
Exons: 15
Coding region: 42-1955 (637 amino acids)
Biological process (GO): regulation of DNA-templated transcription
Cellular component (GO): nucleus
Molecular function (GO): RNA polymerase II cis-regulatory region sequence-specific DNA binding; DNA-binding transcription factor activity, RNA polymerase II-specific
Source: RefSeq, a predicted model, not a curated record